AUGACUCAGAAGGGUGGGGGUGGGAGCAGCCAUGGGUAUAAGGAAAAACCAGGACACCAUUCUCAUCCUCACCCUGACAAUAUGCAGCUUCCGAGAGGACUCCUGAUGGUCAUGGUUUUGAACCUGGUGCUGGCUACAGCCCAGGGCCUGAGGUGCCACCGGUGCAAAGGCUUUGGAGGAUGUUCCCAUGUGUUCAACUGUCCAAGAGGCUCCAGCCGCUGCAUCACCAUUGCCACACGGGCCCCUAUCAGCUUUAAGGACCUGCCUCUGGUCACCAAGAUGUGCUACAGGGGCUGCCCUGAUGUCUCCAGCUUGGGCUUGGGUCCCCACGUGUCUCUCGCCUGCUGCCAGUUCAGUCUCUGCAACCAUGACUGAGCACCUCUCCACAGCCAGCCAGCGUGACAGCACCUCUUCUCCAGCCAGACCUCACCCUGAAGCCCUGUACAGCCAGACUGGCUCGCUUCACUCCAAACCCUGUCUUCCUUAAGAUGUCCUGCAUGAAGUCUUGCCCAAACCCACCUCAGUGCAAGCUGAAAGCCCUCCCUGUGUGAUACUUCCCCACUCCUGACAAUCCCCCCAAUAAAAUUUAACCAAAUCA
This is a messenger RNA of Cavia porcellus (domestic guinea pig), 598 nucleotides long. It is a transcript of the gene Slurp2, whose product is annotated as secreted LY6/PLAUR domain containing 2. The coding region runs from base 1 to 375 and encodes 124 amino acids. Gene Ontology annotation, cellular component: plasma membrane. The record is from RefSeq and is a predicted model, not a curated record. Gene Ontology annotation, molecular function: acetylcholine receptor inhibitor activity. Lineage: Eukaryota; Metazoa; Chordata; Mammalia; Rodentia; Caviidae. The transcript has 3 exons.